UCCAAACUCGUGUAGUAUCCUCGGCCGCCUUGAGUUGUAACAGGGGUGACAACUGUUUGGUUUUGGCCCUCUGACGUCACAUCCAUUCCCACAAUGCCAUAGUAACACGACUGCGCACUCGCGCUCGUGGACGCGCACCAGCAGAGACAGCCCAUCACACACACAGAGCGAACAUGGCGGGCGCCUCCGACCCUCUGGAAGACAUGCUCUUCUCCGAGGUGGACGAGAAAGCUGUGAGCGAUCUGGUGGGCUCGCUGGAGUCUCAGUUGGUGGGCCAGAGCGAGCCGCCCGCCGCGCGCCAGAGCAGCGCGAAGCAGCAGCAGCAGCAGACAGGAGGAACAGCGCAGCUGCCUGCUCCUGUAGACUCUCCAUCAGAACCACAACAACAAGCGCAGCAGCAGCAGCAGAACGCGCGGAAAGCGGCGCGCAACCCGGAUUCUGACCCGAAAGACGCCAGCAUGGAUAAGCACGCCAAAGCUCUGGAGAAGGAGAGCCAUCUGAAGUCGCAUGGCAGCAUCAUCAUCAUCACUACAGCAGCGGCAGCAGCAGCAUCCAACGCUCCUGCACCGGGCAACAAAGGUGAGAGCCCGAGGGACACCCGCAAGAAACACCUGGGGAAGUCGCGCACGCUGCGCUCCGCAGCAUCCCACAGUCUCAACGGCAACGGAGGCGACGCAGCAUCAGCAUCACCACCCAGCAGCUCCAGCACGACUUUCACCGUAUCCAGUAACCCGCAGGCGAUCUCGCUGGACCGCGGGACGCCCACCAUCGCGCUGCACCGACUCCCGCGUCACAUCAUCGCCAGCAUCGCGCAGAAUGGAAACGGCACGUCGGUGUCCGCGUUGGUCCAGCAGGGCGCGCGGAUCAACCACAGCAAAACACCCGCGGACAACAACGCGAAGCCGGCGGCGACCUCGGCCACAGCAGCGCCUGUCAAACCCACUGUCAGCGCGGCUGCGGUCAUCAGACCUGCGCAGACGCAGACGCCUGCGCAGCAGAGGGUCGUAACGCCGCAGCUGAUUGUCAGACCACCGCAACAGCAAACUACUAUACAGCUGCCGCCCGGAUUCACCAUCCCACCAGGUAUGGUGCUGGUCCGGACAGAGAUCGGUCAGCUGGUGAUGGUUCCUCAGCAGGCUCUGGCUCAAGCUCAGGCCCAGAACAGCAUCUCGCCGCGGCCCUCCACACCCACCAGCGUGGCCACGUUCAGGGUCACGACCCCACAGUCUCCUGUUAGCACUCAGGCGAUUCGUCCCGCUCCUGCAGCUCAAACUAAACUGGUCCAGUUUAGUUCACCGAGCGCUUCGGCCCAGACCAGCACCGCAGCUGGCCCCGCUAAGGCCCCCGUGGCAGCUGCCGUGGCAGUGACAGCUCCCCAGCAGGUCCAGCCAGCCUUGGGCCCCCAGGGGCCCCUCACUCAGAUGCCACUGGCCCCACAGAGCGCAGCCGCCCCAGCCCCCGGAGUUCCGCUUGUCUCCCAGGACGCGAAGAUCGAUCCGGAGGAGUUCACCAGCCGCCUACAGUCCGAGCUGAAGUCGUCUCCGCAGCCGUACCUGGUCCCUUUCCUGAAGAAAAGUCUCCCUGCGUUGCGUCUGUCUCUCCUGAACAGCCAGCAGUCUCUCACUCAGCCUCUGCAGCCCAACAAAACCAGCGUGACGCCGGUCCAGACGGGUGUCAGUGUGCGUCCGCACCAGCCCAACAGCACCACCGUACUGCCACAGGGUAUCAAGAGGGCAGUGGGUCCUGGAGGUCAGAUACGGAUGCCUGUGGUCAUAACACAGAUGGUGCGAGCGACAGGUGCUUUAGGGAAGCCUGCGGCGAUCCAGACGGGCAAAAGCCCUGCGGGUGUCACCAUACAGCUCUCAGGAAACCAGAAAAACAAGCUGAAUGACCCGGGGGGAGGCUCCUUCAGAGACGAUGAUGACAUCAACGAUGUUGCGUCUAUGGCUGGUGUGAACCUCAACGAAGAGAGCGCGCGCAUUCUAGCGACCAACUCUGAUCUGGUGGGAACGCAGAUCCGCUCCUGUAAAGACGAGGCCUUUCUGUCUACAGGUCUGUUACACCGGCGUAUACUGGAAACAGCGAAGAGGUUUGGAGUGACGGACGUACCGCUGGAGGCUGUGAACUUCAUCUCUCACGCCACCCAGUCCAGAUUACGGACGGUGCUGGAGAAAGUUUCCUCCAUUGCCCAGAACCGAAUGGACUCGAGUAAGGAAGACGAGUGGUUCGAGCAGUCAUCUGAUGUGCGCUCACAACUCAAGUUUUUUGAGCAGUUGGAACGAAUGGAAAAGCAGAGGAAAGAUGAGCGAGAACGAGAGAUUCUCCUCAGAGCGGCGAAGAGUCGCUCGCGGCAAGAAGAUCCAGAACAAGCCCGUCUGAAGCAGAAAGCAAAGGAGAUGCAGCAGCAGGAACUCGCCCAAAUGAGACAACGAGACGCCAACCUGACGGCACUCGCCGCCAUUGGCCCUCGGAAAAAACGCAAAGUGGACUCGCCAGGAGCAACAACGACAGGCACUGAGGUGUCGGGGAGUUCGGCAGGUUCUCCGGGCGGAUCGUCAGCCCCGUCCAGCUCGUCGCAGCAGUAUAACCGCCAGAGAAUAACACGCGUCAACCUCAGGGACUUCAUCUUCUACAUGGAGCAGGAGAGAAAGACCAGCAGAUCUCUCUUACUGUACCGCGCUCUCCUGAAGUAGCCAACUCUCCACACUACAGAGGAAUCAGCAGCCAAACCACCUGAGCAGACGUUUCUUGUCAGCCCUGCGACGUGCCUUCAGCCCCGUUCACCGCCUCUGUGUCUGUGACCUCGUGAUGUCAGCGUUGCUUUUGAUAGAAAAGCUUUGGGAAAAAAAAAAAACAAGUAAAAAAUGAUGUACUUCAUGUUUCCUGUUUUCUCCUCAACGUUAUUAGGUAAACUGUAUUUAUGAUAGUGGAUUUUAAUGGUUGUUUCUCCGGAGUGUUUUUCAUUUGUUUCUUUGUUUGUGAAUGAAU
Messenger RNA from Sinocyclocheilus anshuiensis, 2988 nucleotides. Its product is annotated as transcription initiation factor TFIID subunit 4-like. Gene Ontology annotation, molecular function: RNA polymerase II general transcription initiation factor activity; protein heterodimerization activity; DNA binding. Gene Ontology annotation, cellular component: transcription factor TFIID complex. NCBI's taxonomy places the organism in Eukaryota, Metazoa, Chordata, Actinopteri, Cypriniformes, Cyprinidae. The record is from RefSeq and is a predicted model, not a curated record. Bases 174 to 2693 code for a protein of 839 amino acids. The transcript is spliced from 14 exons. Gene Ontology annotation, biological process: DNA-templated transcription; transcription initiation at RNA polymerase II promoter.